UAAGUUGCUCUGGAAACAUGGCUCAGCAAACAACAAGCCCAGACACCUUGAUUGUACCUGAAGUUGACAAUACACACUGUCAAAAUCCAUGGCUUAAUGAGGAUCUUGUGAAAACCCUGAGGGAAAACCUGUUGCAGCAUGAAAAACUCAAGAUAUCCCAGAAAUCUUCAUCAAUUUCGCCGAAGUUGUCACCCAUCAUUUCUCCCAGAAAUUCACCAAGACUGUUGCGCAGGAUGCUUUUGAAUAGCAACAUACCAAAACAGCGCCGGUUCACUGUGGCACAUACCUGUUUCGACGUAGACAAUGGCACCUCAUCGGGACGGAGUCCCUUGGAUCCCAUGACAAGCCCUGGAUCAGGGCUAAUUCUCCAGGCAAAUUUUGUUCACAGUCAACGCAGAGAGUCCUUUCUCUACCGGUCAGAUAGCGACUAUGAUCUGUCGCCAAAGUCUAUGUCCAGGAACUCCUCUAUUGCCAGUGAUAUACAUGGAGAUGACUUGAUUGUGACACCGUUUGCUCAGGUGCUUGCCAGUUUACGUACUGUACGGAACAAUUUUGCUGCAUUAACCAACCUUCAGGAUCGAGCACCUAGCAAACGGUCACCCAUGUGUAACCAACCAUCCAUCAACAAAGCAACCAUAACAGAGGAGGCCUACCAAAAACUGGCCAGCGAGACCCUGGAGGAGCUGGACUGGUGCCUGGACCAGCUGGAAACCUUGCAGACCAGGCACUCCGUCAGUGAAAUGGCCUCGAAUAAGUUUAAAAGAAUGCUCAAUCGAGAGCUAACCCACUUAUCUGAAAUGAGCCGAUCAGGCAAUCAAGUCUCUGAAUAUAUAUCCAACACAUUUUUAGAUAAGCAGCAUGAAGUGGAAAUGCCAUCUCCAACACAGAAAGAAAAAGAGAAAAAGAAACGGCCUAUGUCUCAAAUCAGUGGAGUAAAAAAGUUGAUGCACAGCUCCAGCUUAACAAAUUCUAGCAUCCCCAAAUUUGGAGUCAAAACAGAUCAAGAAGAUAUUCUAGCUAAGGAGCUAGAAGAUGUAAAUAAAUGGGGCCUCCAAGUAUUUAAAAUAGCCGAAUUAUCUGGGAACCGACCUUUGACAGUCGUCAUGUAUACAAUCUUUCAGGAACGGGAUUUGCUAAAAACAUUUAAAAUUCCACCGGACAUCUUAAUAACCUAUUUGAUGACACUGGAGGACCAUUAUCAUGCAGAUGUGGCGUAUCACAACAAUAUACAUGCUGCUGAUGUUGUACAGUCAACACAUGUGCUUUUAUCAACCCCAGCUUUGGAAGCUGUUUUCACGGACUUGGAGAUUCUAGCUGCUAUUUUUGCCAGUGCAAUACAUGAUGUUGACCAUCCUGGAGUUUCAAACCAAUUUCUUAUCAACACAAAUUCUGAACUUGCCUUGAUGUAUAAUGAUUCAUCAGUCCUGGAAAACCAUCAUCUAGCUGUUGGAUUCAAAUUAUUGCAGGAGGAGAAUUGUGACAUUUUCCAGAACGUGACAAAAAAGCAGAAGCAAUCAUUGAGGAAGAUGGUCAUUGACAUUGUGCUUGCCACAGACAUGUCUAAGCAUAUGAAUCUAUUGGCCGAUUUGAAAACAAUGGUUGAAACCAAGAAAGUGACUAGCUCUGGAGUUCUACUUCUUGAUAACUAUUCAGAUAGGAUUCAGGUUCUACAAAAUAUGGUACACUGUGCAGAUCUAAGUAAUCCAACAAAGCCACUCCAGUUAUAUCGCCAAUGGACAGAUAGAAUAAUGGAAGAGUUCUUUCGUCAGGGAGAUCGAGAAAGAGAAAGAGGCAUGGAAAUAAGUCCCAUGUGUGAUAAACACAAUGCAUCUGUAGAAAAAUCACAGGUGGGUUUUAUAGACUACAUUGUUCACCCUCUCUGGGAGACCUGGGCAGACCUUGUCCAUCCAGAUGCCCAAGACAUCUUAGAUACUUUGGAGGACAAUCGUGAAUGGUACCAGAGCACAAUCCCUCAGAGUCCUUCUCCUGCACCAGAUGACCAAGAGGAGGGUAGACAAGGACAAACUGAAAAAUUUCAGUUUGAACUAACUUUGGAAGAAGAUGGUGAAUCAGACACAGAGAAGGACAGUGGAAGUCAAGUGGAAGAAGAUACCAGCUGCAGUGACUCCAAGACUCUUUGCACCCAAGACUCAGAGUCCACAGAAAUUCCACUUGAUGAGCAAGUGGGAGAAGAAGUGGGAGAGGAGGAUGAGGAGGAGAAUCAGUCAGAACCUUGUGUGCUAGAAGAACAGUCUCCUGACACGUAACAGUAUGCUAACUGCAUAGUUCUCUAUACUCUCUCCUUUUCUGUUUUUAAAAGCUGAAAAUGGUUUCCAAAGUGCAUAUCAUAUGGCACAACCGUGAUCAUGCCUCACUGUCAUCUGCCAGAGUUGUUUGUUGAUCAAAAACUUAGUUCGGCACUCAGGAUUAGUGUGACCAGAAUUGUUCAUCUCCAUGGUACCAGAGAAUGAAGGAAAACAUCUGCAAAGAACAGUUGAAUUAAGAGUUCAGCUUGGCUGAUAUGAGAGACUGACAGUACUCACAGCUGUUUUUCAAAAGGAGGAAAGGCUGGUCCAAAGCUAAUGUGAGUGUGUGUGUGUGUGUGAGAUUGUAUGUGUGUUUUGUAUUAGGUUUUAAUUUCAUGAAGAGGCAAUUAAUAACAUACAAUUAAUGAUUAACACCAGAAUCUAAAGAAAGUGACCAGCAAAUGAAUCAAGUUGUCUAGUGGAAAAUAAAUGCACUCAAAUAUCGGGAUACAACAUGAACCAGUAGGAAGAUGAAGCUGUGGAAAUCACAUACUUUUCUAAUUUCAAGUCUUCCUGAAACAUGACUGAAAAAGGUGUAGCUCAAUGGUUGCACUAAAGUCUGCAUUUUGUAUCAUAUGUACAACAGAAAUCUUUUUGUAGAGUUUACUU
Messenger RNA from Protobothrops mucrosquamatus (brown spotted pit viper), 2915 nucleotides. RefSeq names its product cAMP-specific 3',5'-cyclic phosphodiesterase 4D. The transcript is spliced from 15 exons. Gene Ontology annotation, molecular function: ATPase binding; transmembrane transporter binding; 3',5'-cyclic-AMP phosphodiesterase activity. Gene Ontology annotation, cellular component: nucleus; cytosol; perinuclear region of cytoplasm. Gene Ontology annotation, biological process: cAMP catabolic process; signal transduction; regulation of cardiac muscle cell contraction. NCBI's taxonomy places the organism in Eukaryota, Metazoa, Chordata, Lepidosauria, Squamata, Viperidae. The record is from RefSeq and is a predicted model, not a curated record. Bases 18 to 2267 code for a protein of 749 amino acids.